AUGAACGGAAAACAAAGAGGAAGAGGAGGAGGAGGAGGAGAAAGAGGAGGAGGAGGAGGAGCGGCUCUCCUGCUGGGUGAUAAUCCUGCUCAACGUCCACAAGCCGUCUGCCCUCUCGGGGUGUUUGGAUCACAAGUGUUCAAUCAACACAGCAACACCGCCCGCCGUCUUCAUCCUCCAAACACGAACAUGAAGGGCAAAGAGAAGCAGGGUCAGGAGCUGGCGGCCUCGAAGAAGACAAAGAUUGAAGCGAGCAGCAGUGAGGAAGAGGACUCUGACGUGGAGAGGAACUUCGCCCUGCUCACUAAGAGAGGAGAAGAAGAAGAAGAAGAGCAGAACGCAGAGGAAGACAUCAGUGAUGAUGAUGAUGAUGAUGAUGAAGGAUCUGAUAGUGGUGAGGAUGAAGAGGAAGAAGAGGAGGGAUCAGAUGUUGGAGAGGAAGAGGAUGAAGACAGUGAAGCCUCUGAGGAGGAAGAGGAGGAGGAUGAAGAGCCAGAGGCCGCUGGAGGAAGCGGCGAGAUCGAAACAAGAGAGGACAUAAAGAACGAACUUUCCAACAUGUCAUUCGAGGAGAUCAUGAAGCUGCAGAACAAAGUGGGAACAAAGGUUUAUAACGAGGUUGCGUACGGCAGCAGCAGGCGCGUCGAGAACGGAAAGAAGAAACGACUGAACAAGAACAGACCCAUGGAGAUCUCAGCAAAGAGACCAGCUCCGUUCCUCCGUCAGGUCGUCUCCGUCAAGAAGCCUAUGUCGAGGGAUCCUCGAUUUGAUGACCUGUCAGGAGAAUACAAACCUGAGAUCUUUGAGAAGACGUACAGAUUCAUUAACGACAUCAAACAAGGAGAGAAAGAGAUCAUCCAGAAGACGCUGAAGAAGACGAAGAGCAACACGAAGGCGGAGAAGCUUCAGUUCCUCCUGAAGAGAAUGGAAAACCAGGAGCGAGCGAGGAAGAGCCGCGAGGAGCAGAGAGAGAGAGAGCUGCAGUUCAAGAGGGAGCAGAGAGAACGAGCCAAUCAGGGAGCUCGCCCGUUCUUCCUCAAGAACUCUGAUAAGAAGAAGCUGCAGCUGGCGGAGAAAUAUCAGGAGCUGAAGAAGAGCGGAAAACUGGAGAACUUCCUGAGCAAGAAGAGGAAGAGGAACGCCGGGAAGGACCGCAGGAAGCUCCCCAAACAGCUGCAGAACCAGCAGACGGCGUGAAGGACAACCCGUCUGUCUGACCUUCAGUCUGUCCUGUAGUGACACGCCUCAGCCUGCAGGGGGAGCUGCUGUCUGAAGGAAUGACUUCAGUCCGACUUUUCUUUCCCUGUCAAUCAUGCUCUGUUGGAGCAGUUCUGUGGUGCAUUCAAUGACACUGGGAAAUCUGAUUAACCACAUCUUUUUGAAGGUUCAUCCUUCACCCGUCUUCAUGUGUGAAUGACGACGCCCUCUGAUGUCACAAACACACCGUCAUUUCGUUGAGAAAUGUAAACUACACAUUUGAUCUCCACUGGACUGAAACGACAGGAGAAUGUUUUCCUGAAUGAUCCGUCUUCAUGUCGUUUAAAGAACCUUUUCAUGUCCGGUCACAGCUGUGCAGAUGUUUCAUUUGAUCUCUGGAAAUAUUAAGCUUCACCUCAAAACUCUGAGUAGUGUCAAACUUUGAAAAUGUUUUUUUUUUUUUUUUUUUUUAAAUAAAACUUUAUGUG
Molecule: messenger RNA, 1685 nt
Organism: Labrus mixtus (cuckoo wrasse)
Lineage: Eukaryota; Metazoa; Chordata; Actinopteri; Labriformes; Labridae
Gene: rrp36
Product: ribosomal RNA processing 36
Exons: 8
Coding region: 1-1197 (398 amino acids)
Biological process (GO): maturation of SSU-rRNA from tricistronic rRNA transcript (SSU-rRNA, 5.8S rRNA, LSU-rRNA)
Cellular component (GO): 90S preribosome; nucleolus
Source: RefSeq, a predicted model, not a curated record